Eurypyga helias (sunbittern) is the source of this 1776-nucleotide messenger RNA. RefSeq names its product ubiquitin carboxyl-terminal hydrolase 32. The transcript has 13 exons. Gene Ontology annotation, biological process: protein deubiquitination. The annotation marks the transcript as partial. The record is from RefSeq and is a predicted model, not a curated record. NCBI's taxonomy places the organism in Eukaryota, Metazoa, Chordata, Aves, Eurypygiformes, Eurypygidae. Gene Ontology annotation, molecular function: cysteine-type deubiquitinase activity. Gene Ontology annotation, cellular component: Golgi apparatus.
GUGAUCCGAAACAGCAAAACAAAUGUGCCUGAACUGGAGUUAUUUCCUCGCUACCUGCUCUUCCUGCGACAGCAGCCUGCCACUCGAACGCAGCAGUCAAACAUCUGGGUGAAUAUGGGGAAUGUACCUUCACCGAAUGCUCCUUUAAAAAGAGUAUUGGCUUACACUGGCUGCUUCAGUCGGAUGCAGACAAUUAAAGAGAUACAUGAAUAUCUCUCCCAGAGGCUACGUAUCAAAGAAGAAGAUAUGCGUCUCUGGUUAUACAACAGUGAGAACUAUCUUACUUUGCUGGAUGAUGAAGAUCACAGACUGGAAUAUCUUAAAAUCCAAGAUGAGCAGCAUUUAGUAAUAGAAGUUCGAAACAAAGACAUGAGCUGGCCAGAAGAGAUGUCUUUCAUAGCGAACAGCAGUAAAAUUGACAGACAUAAAGUUCCUACUGAAAAGGGUGCUACUGGAUUAAGCAAUCUGGGUAACACAUGUUUCAUGAACUCCAGUAUCCAGUGUGUCAGUAAUACGCAACCUCUAACACGGUAUUUCAUCUCAGGAAGACAUCUUUAUGAACUUAACAGGACAAAUCCAAUAGGAAUGAAAGGACACAUGGCCAAGUGCUAUGGGGAUUUGGUUCAGGAGUUGUGGAGUGGCACUCAGAAGAAUAUAGCACCAUUAAAGCUGCGGUGGACAAUAGCAAAAUAUGCACCAAGAUUUAAUGGCUUUCAACAGCAAGACUCGCAGGAGCUUCUGGCUUUUCUUUUGGAUGGUCUUCAUGAGGAUUUGAACAGAGUUCAUGAUAAGCCAUAUGUGGAACUGAAAGACAGCGAUGGUCGGCCAGACUGGGAAGUAGCGGCAGAGGCCUGGGAAAACCACCUGAGAAGAAACAGAUCCAUUGUUGUAGAUCUAUUUCAUGGGCAGCUGAAGUCACAAGUAAAAUGCAAAACUUGUGGACAUAUAAGUGUUAGAUUUGACCCUUUUAAUUUUUUAUCCUUGCCUUUGCCGAUGGAUAGCUAUAUGCACCUCGAAAUUACAGUAAUUAAACUAGAUGGUACUACUCCUGUUCGAUACGGCCUGAGGUUGAACAUGGAUGAAAAGUAUACAGGUUUGAAAAAACAGUUAAGUGAACUCUGUGGGUUAAAACCAGAACAGAUUCUGCUUGCAGAAGUGCAUAGCUCCAAUAUAAAGAACUUUCCCCAGGACAACCAGAAAGUCCGGUUAUCAGUAAGUGGGUUUCUGUGUGCGUUUGAAAUACCAAUUCCAGGAUCCCCUACAUCAGCAUCAAGUCCUGUGCAGACAGAUGUCUCAACGGGGCCAUCAGCUAACGGAGCACCCAACAUAAUGAUGAAUGGGGACCUUCCUAAACCAACCCUAAUUCCAAACGGAAUGCCAAAUACUGUAGUGCCAUGCGGAACAGAGCGUAACCUUGCCAACUGGACUCUCAACGGUCAUGUGCCCUUGCUUUCUGAUAGUCCAUGUACAGGGUAUAUAAUUGCAGUCCACAGAAAAAUGAUGCGGACAGAAUUAUAUUUUCUUUCAUCUCAGAAGAAUCGUCCUAGUCUCUUUGGAAUGCCCCUAAUUGUUCCUUGUACAGUUCAUACACGGAAAAAAGACCUGUAUGAUGCAGUGUGGAUUCAGGUUUCCAGGCUUGCUAGCCCUCUCCCGCCUCAGGAAGCUAGCAAUCAUGCACAAGACUGUGAUGAUAGCAUGGGAUAUCAGUAUCCAUUCACCCUCAGGGUAGUUCAGAAGGAUGGAAAUUCUUGUGCUUGGUGUCCAUGGUACAGGUAA